CAUUCGUAAAAAUAAUCCAGAUAAGGGCCCGUAUCCCUUUCGUAGAAAGAGUAAACAUGGCCGAGGAGAAGGACAAUUCUUACACGAUAUUAGAGUAUAUGCGCGACCACAGUGGCUAUAAGUGUGGCUAUUGUAAAUCCCAAAAUACAAAUUUCAGUCAUGGGAUGUGGGCCCAUCAGAUAACAGUAGGCGACUAUCAGGACUUGAUUGACCGGGGAUGGCGACGGAGUGGCAAAUACUGUUAUAAGCCUACUAUGGACAAAACAUGUUGCCCGAUGUAUACAAUCAAAUGUGAUGCAGUGGAGCUCAAGUUGAGUAAGACUCAGAAGAAAGUUCUAAAGCGGAUGCAUCGUUAUCUAAGUCAUGGGGAAAUAAAGAAAGGAAGUGGCCCAGACAGCACUUUCGAUAAUGUAGAAAGCUCAGAAGAUUUAGGAGGUAAUCAAGAAUUUAUCAAGCCUCAGUAUGAUACCAAAGAAGAUCUCUCAGGUGUAUCCCUUCAAAUGCCAUGUGAGGAUGCAGCCAAGA
Messenger RNA from Penaeus vannamei (Pacific white shrimp), 525 nucleotides. The record is from RefSeq and is a predicted model, not a curated record. Lineage: Eukaryota; Metazoa; Arthropoda; Malacostraca; Decapoda; Penaeidae.